AUGGCCCACCAGUUCGAGGACCUCCUCGUCUUCGGUUUAAACCGCAACAUCGCCGUCUUCCGCAGUCUCGCAGAUGUCUUCUUUCUCACUACUCUCGCUCUCUGCGAGAUAGCCAUAGCAUUCUUCAUAGUCGCUCUCGGCGUUGUUGACCCCAUGCGCCGUUUCGAAGUCACCUUUUGGCUCCUUAGACGACGCGCAGCCAUGACCAAACGCAAGGAAAAGAAGGGCCAGUCUGGCGCGGCCAAGAACUACAUCACCCGCACCCAGGCCGUCCGCAAGCUGCAGAUUUCGCUGCCCGACUUCCGCCGCCUAUGCAUCUUCAAGGGCAUCUACCCUCGCGAGCCGCGCAACAAGAAGAAGGCGAACAAGAGCGCCUCGCACUCGACCACCUUCUACUACACCCGCGACAUCCAAUACCUGCUCCAUGAACCCCUGCUCGCCAAGUUCCGCGACCACAAGGCUCUGGCCAAGAAGAUCAGCCGCGCUCUCGGCCGUGGCGAGGUCCGCGAUGCCGCCCGUCUGGAGAAGAACCUGACGCCGCGCAUGACCCUGGACCACGUUAUCAAGGAGCGCUAUCCCACCUUCGUCGACGCCCUCCGCGAUCUCGACGACUGCCUGUCCAUGCUUUUCCUCUUCGCCAACCUGCCUUCGACCGUCGCCGUUCCCGCCAAGACCAUCGCCCUGUGCAAGCGCCUGACGCUCGAGUUUGAACACUACCUCAUCAUCUCGCAUUCGCUCAAAAAGUCUUUCCUCUCCAUCAAGGGCAUCUACUACCAGGCCACCAUCCAGGGCCAGGACAUCCUCUGGCUUGUUCCCUACAAGUUCGUCCAGCGCGUCACCAACGACGUCGAUUUCCGCAUCAUGGGCACCUUUGUCGAGUUUUACACCACCCUUCUCGGCUUCGUCAACUUCCGUCUGUACAACUCGGUCGGCCUCUUGUACCCACCCAAGUUUAGCAAGGAGAGCGACGACCAAGGUGGAGAGCUGGGUGCCUUCACCCUGCAGGGCAAGGCCCUUGGAGAGCAGCCCACAAUCGCAGCCGCGCCCGUUGCCAACGGUGACGCAAAGACGUCCGAGGCUGCUCAGGCAGCUGCCGACAAGGUCGCAACCCUCGCCGAGCCAGACGCCGAGAUGCACGACGCCGACGACGCUGCCGACGCAGAGCUGCCCACCGACGCCAUUGACAAGUUCGAAGCAACCGGCGACGACGCCGACGUGCUCCCUCAGCCUCAAGCCAGCAGCACCGAGGCCGCCGCGCUCUUCGAGAAAUUCACCGUCUUCCUUUCUCGCGAGACGCCGCGUGAGCCGCUGGAGUUCCUCCUCAAGUCCUUUGGCUGCAAGCGCGUGGGCUGGGACGCCGUGCUCGGCGACGGAGCCUACACCACCAACGAGUCGGAUCCGGCCAUCACCCACCAGAUCGUCGACCGGCCGAACAUCCCCGUGCCCACCCUCUCCGAAGCCGAGCUCAACGGCAGCGAGGCCAACGGCGUGCAGAGACUGAAACCCGGCACCCGCGUCCCCGGCCGCACCUACAUCCAGCCGCAGUGGGUGUGGGACUGCGUCAACCAAGGCAGGCUCCUGCGACCCGACCUCUACGCCCCCGGCGCAACCCUCCCGCCCCACCUGAGUCCCUGGGUCAAGCCUAAGAAGGGCGAGUACGACCCCACCAAGCCUCUCGAGGAGCAGGAGCGCGAGGGCGAGGCCGAAGAAGCCGACGAGGAGGACGAGUCCGAGGCAGAGGAAGAGGAGGCGGCGGCGCCCAAGAAGAAGGCCGCCAAGGAGAGCAAGCUCCUGGAUCUGCCCGACGAGGUCGAAGCCGGCGAGGGCAUGGACGUCGCCGGUUCCGAAGACGAGUCUGACGAGGAGGACGAGGACGAAGAGGAUCAGGAUGAGGAGGACGAGGCCGAGGAGCUCGAAUCCGACAUCGACGACGAGGAAGCCGCGCGCAUCCAGCACCAGCGCGAGCUCGAAGCCGAGGCCAAGGGCAAGCCGUACGCCGCGGACGAGGCGGACAAGAAGAAGGGCGACGCGCGGAAACGCAAGGCCAAGAAGGACAAGGCCGAGGACGAGGAGCUGGAGAGGCAGAAGAUGAUGAUGUCGCGGAGCAAGAGGAAGCUGCUCGAGAAGAUGACGUACAGCAACAAGAAGAAGGACGAGCAGGCCGAGAAGCUCCGGUCGAAGAGGAGGAGGCUCGAGAAGAACAAGGCGUGA
Diplodia corticola is the source of this 2211-nucleotide messenger RNA. RefSeq names its product ribosome biogenesis protein pescadillo. Gene Ontology annotation, biological process: ribosome biogenesis; maturation of LSU-rRNA from tricistronic rRNA transcript (SSU-rRNA, 5.8S rRNA, LSU-rRNA). Bases 1 to 2211 code for a protein of 736 amino acids. The record is from RefSeq and is a predicted model, not a curated record. Lineage: Eukaryota; Fungi; Ascomycota; Dothideomycetes; Botryosphaeriales; Botryosphaeriaceae. The transcript has 2 exons. Gene Ontology annotation, molecular function: RNA binding. Gene Ontology annotation, cellular component: PeBoW complex; nucleolus.